Trichosporon asahii var. asahii CBS 2479 is the source of this 3861-nucleotide messenger RNA. RefSeq lists its product as uncharacterized. The transcript has 7 exons. Gene Ontology annotation, molecular function: phosphatidylinositol-3,5-bisphosphate binding; actin filament binding; clathrin-cargo adaptor activity. The coding region runs from base 1 to 3861 and encodes 1286 amino acids. Lineage: Eukaryota; Fungi; Basidiomycota; Tremellomycetes; Trichosporonales; Trichosporonaceae. Gene Ontology annotation, biological process: actin filament organization; endocytosis; clathrin coat assembly. Gene Ontology annotation, cellular component: clathrin-coated vesicle; actin cortical patch. The record is from RefSeq and is a predicted model, not a curated record.
AUGUUCGUAACUCACAUCAAGGCUGAGCGUAAUGGCGAGAGAGAGGCAGAUGACGAGCGGUCCCCAGAGGUCCCAGUCUCGAAGCGCCUGCUGGCUUCCUCCCUUUGGCGGGUAGAGCACCUGGAGGAGCUUGGCGUAGAUGCUGCGAAGAUCGCGCAUCUGAGCGUGCUCUCGCCUGUAUACCUCGUUUCGAGACGAACGCCACCCCACGUCUCGUUCGUCGUCCGCGGCGCCGAGCCUAUCCGCCCCGAGACCGCUGGUGAAGGCGCAGGGGCAGGCUCGACCGGCUGCGGCGCGAACGACAGCGCGUCGAGGUCAUCGUCGUCCGGCUGGCUGACGGACGCCAUGCUUGCUGCUUGUUUUCGUGUCGGUGGUGAAGACGACGUCAGGACAACCUCGUCACUGUCAUGUUCGGGCUGGGUGGACGUUGGACGUGGAGGUCGUUUAGGCACGCCCGGGUCCGCGUGCACCGCCGCCGAUCACGCGCGCCUACUAUCCACCUAUUCGCCUAUCCCCCCAACCCACGUCAUAGAGAGGCCCGACCCACCGGUCAUCCCCCGAUCCAACGAUACCUACGCAUCGCUUCAUUAUCGAUACCGCUCGUUCCCGACUCUAGCUCAUACCAUGGCCAGUAUGUUCGGCCGUGGUCGCAACGCUCAGGACUAUGACGACGGGCCGGGGUAUCGCCCCCAUGGCCCGGGCCAUCAGCCAACCCGGCCAGUCGACAAGGAAAAGACGGAGGCCGAGCUCAGCCUGAACAUCAAGAAGGCUACGAGUCCGGAGGAGACUGCUCCCAAGCAGAAGCACGUACGAAAGUGCAUCGUCUACACUUGGGACUACCACUCGUCGCUGUCGGUGUGGAAUGGACUGCGUACCCAGCCCAUCCUGACGGACGAAGUGCAGACGUUCAAGGCGCUCAUCCUCGUGCACAAGCUGCUCCAGGAGGGACACCCUGUCACGCUCAAGGAGGCCCACGGUCAGACGGGAUGGAUCGAGACGUGCGGACGCACCGUCGGAGGCGACGGCGUCAAGGGCUACGGCGCCCUGAUCCGCGCGUACACUGCGUUCCUCUUGUCUAAGCUCCGCUUCCACCGCCACCACCCCGAGUUUAACGGACUCUUCGAGUACGAGGAGUACAUCUCGCUCAAGAACAUUGACGACCCGAACGAGGGUUACGAGACGAUCACCGACCUCAUGGCGCUCCAGGACCAGAUCGACUCGUUCCAGAAGCUCAUCUUUGCCCACUUCCGCGGCUCCAACAACAAUGAGUGCCGCAUCUCCGCCCUCGUCCCCCUCGUCAAGGAGAGUUUCGGUAUCUACAAGUUCAUCACGAGCAUGAUGCGCGCCAUGUUCCGCCGUACCGACGCCCCGGACGCCCUCGUUCCUCUCCAGGACCGCUACAACCACCAGCACUACAACCUCCGCCGCUUCUACUAUGAGUGCUCCAACCUCAAGUACCUCACGGGCCUGAUCAAUGUCCCGAAGCUUGGCCAGGAGCCGCCCAACCUCCGCAUCUCGGGACCUGAGGACGGACCCGAGAUUCCUCAGCGACCACAGCGCAAGGAGACGCCCAAGGAGAUCCCGCGGACAGACUCGCCGUCGGCGACGGCCGGCGAGAUUGAGGAGCAGCGCCGCAUGCUGGAGGAGUACGAGCGCAAGCAGAAGGCUCUCGUCGCGCAGCGCGAGGCCGAGGAGAAGAGGCAGGCGGAUGAGAAGGCACGCCAGGAGGCUGAGUUCGCCGAGCUUCAGCGGCAACAGCAGGAGCGCGAGCGUCAGGCUCACGAGCAGCUGAUGCGCGACCAGAUGAACUCGCAGUGGGCGCAGCAGAACCAGCAGAGCGGUCUGCUUGAGCAGCUGCAGCGUGAAAACCUCGCGGCCCGCGGACAGUACGAGCGUGACCAGAUGAUGCUCGAGCAGUACGAGAACCGCUGCAAGGCGCUCGAGAACCAGCUGCAGAUGACGACCAACAACGUCUCGGCGCAGAUGAACGCCAAGGACGAGCUCAUUGCGCAGCUGCAGAAGCAGAUCGAGGUCUGGAAGAACAAGUACGAGGCUCUUGCUAAGCUGUACUCGCAGCUGCGUGGCGAGCACCUCGACCUGCUCAACAAGAGCAAGGGCUUCCAGCUGAAGGCCAACUCGGCACAGGAGGCGAUCGACAAGAUGGAGCGCAUGGAGCGCGACGUUAAGGCCAAGAACCUCGAGCUGGCUGACAUGAUCCGCGAGCGCGACCGCGCCCGGUACGAGCUUGACCGUGCCAAGUCGUCCGCCAAGGAGGACCUGGACCGUGUCAAGCGCGAGCUGCGCUUCGCCAACGAGCGUGCCGAGGACUCGGCCCGCGACAAGAGCUCCGAGGUCUCGCACGUCAUGUCCAAGUACAACCGGCAGAUCAGCGAGCUCGAGGACUCGCUCCGCGGCAAGCAGGUGCAGAUCGACGAGCUCCUCUCCAAGCUCGACAGCAAGGAAGGCGACCUCGCGCGUCAGCUCGACGAGAAGGAGCAGGAGCUUGCCAUUAUGCAGGAAGGCAUGGACCAGACGCUCAAGGAGCUCGGCGAGCUGCGCCUCACGCAGGGCGAGACGACGACGACGUUCGACGCCCAGGUCGACACCCUCAUCCUCGACCACCGCAAGGAGCUCAACGCCAUCAUCGACUCGAUCCUGCAGGCGUGCGUGCAGAAGGUCGACGACGCCAUUUACGAGCUCGAGGCGCCGAUGCAGACCGGCAACACGACCGCGACCCCGCAGUACACGCUGUCCAUGAUCGAGAAGGCCAUGACGAACGCGACCGAGUUUGCGACCACUUUCAACCUGUACUUGAACCGCAAGAGUGGUGGCGGCUACGUCGAUGUAAUCAAGUCGGCCAAUGAGUUUGCCCAGGCCGUCUUCGAGACCCUCCUCGCGACCAAGGGCAUCACGCGCCUGUCCGAGUCGGAUGACGCUAGCGACAAGCUUGUCAAGGUCGCCAAGCUCGCGGGUGAUGUGACGCAGCGCUUCUUCCUGAACCUCCAGUCCUACAAGCUCAUCGGCGGUGGAAACAAGGAGGAGAUUGCCCUGCGCAACAACGCCGAGACCCGCAAUGCCCUGUCCAAGCUGACCGACGCCGUCGAGGCGACCAUCCCCAAAUCCAAGCUCAAGCUUACGGGCGACCUCGGCGACCUCGUCAACCAGGAGAUGGAGAAUGCCGCGCGCGCCAUUUCGGCCGCGACCGAGCGCCUCGCCGCACUCCGCGCCCGGCCGAAGAGCAAGUUCGACAUGCUCGACGUCAGCGUGCACGACUCGAUCCUGGACGCUACGCAGCAGAUUGCGAACGCGAUUGGACGUCUCAUCCAGGCCGCGACCGAGUCGCAGGAAGAGAUUGUGCGCGAGGGCAAGGGCUCGAGCAGUGUGCAGCAGUUCUACAAGCGCAACAACCGCUGGACUGAAGGUCUCAUCAGUGCGGCCAAGGCUGUGGCGUACGCGACCUCGCUGCUGAUCGAGAGCGCCGACGGCGUCAUCUCAGGCACGCACAGCUUCGAGCAGCUGAUUGUUGCGGCCAACGAGGUCGCGGCCGCCACGGCGCAGCUCGUCGCCGCGUCCCGCGUCAAGGCGUCGCUCAUGUCCAAGGCGCAGCAGAACCUCGAGCUCGCGUCCAAGGCGGUCACGGACGCAUGCAAGGCGCUCGUGAAGCAGGUCAAGCUCAUCAGCAACCAGAAGACGGACGACGAGGUCGUGGACUACAAGGCCAUGCCGAGCCACGAGUUCAAGAUCCGCGAGGUCGAGCAGCAGGUCGAGAUCCUCAAGCUCGAGAAGGACCUCGGUGCCGCCCGAAGGCGUCUCGGAGAGAUGCGCCGCGCGGGCUACCACGACGUGUCGGACGAGGAGUAG